This is a messenger RNA of Blepharisma stoltei, 1028 nucleotides long. The record is from the annotation of a GenBank genome assembly. Lineage: Eukaryota; Ciliophora; Heterotrichea; Heterotrichida; Blepharismidae.
AUGGAGACUAAGUAAUAGAAACUUAGACUGUUCCUUACAGCUGACGAAGAAACUAAGGCUUAUCAAAUGCUAAACCUUCUCGAGCUUCAUGACGAGAGCGCCGAUUUUCUCCAUCCAGUGGAUUGGAAACUUCUAGCGAUCCCUGACUAUCCUUUGCAGAUCAAAAAUCCUAUGGAUCUAGGCUCAAUCAAAAAGAAAAUAAAGAGCAAGGCUUACCAUAAUUUAUCUGAUUUUAUUGCUGACGUGCAGCUAGUUUGGAAUAAUUGCAAGACUUAUAAUGAAUCACAUACAGUAUGCGAUAAUUAGGACGUUUAUCAACAAGCUGAGUUCUUGGAAAAACAAAUGAGAAGAUAUUGCACAAAAUUAAAAAUUCCGGUACCAAGAGGCCAAGCUAAGCACUUGAGGGACGAAGAAGAAAUAGUAAGGGAAGACCCGAAUGUGGGGAUAAAACAUUUUGCAUAAGGAAAAUAUCCCUUUUUUAUAAGUAAAUGAUUAAAAAAAGCUAUUUCUGAUAUACCUCCAGAACAGGUAUGGCUCGACCUAAAACUCCCCCUCCCCUCCCCCCCACCCCCUGAUGGUUUCGAUUUGAACGGCAUUGUUAAUUCAAAAUUACAAAUCCCUCACUAAGGAUUUGACAAGUCAAAUUUAAUUUGUAGAUUUCAAUAAAGUUGAAACUGCCAGGGGGGUGGGGAGGGGAGGGGGGGUUCUAAGGUCGAUCUAUAACCGUGUUCACGGUAUAUCAAAAAAUUGUAAGAAUAAUUUUUUUUUAAGUACUAAAUGUGGUUUCAUUUGAAGAAAAAUGGGAAAUGACUGAACAAAUAAAAAAAUUAGGCCAAUCCACGCUAGAAGAAAUUGUACAAUUAAUCACGACAAAUGCACCACAUGCUGUUGAAAAUGAAGAGCAGGAAAAAAUAAAAGUAAAGCUUGAUGAAGUUGAUAGGGAUACUUUUACGAAAAUGCAAGAAAUUAUAGUCAGAAGUUUUACUGUUGAUGAAGGAGCGCCACAUAAAAAGGCUAAAAGAUCUUAG